Acanthoscelides obtectus is the source of this 2088-nucleotide messenger RNA. The record is from the annotation of a GenBank genome assembly. Lineage: Eukaryota; Metazoa; Arthropoda; Insecta; Coleoptera; Chrysomelidae.
GUGAUGAAUCAAAAUUCAUAUGCCGAUUGAGGCAACCUUUUUUAUUUUUUUGAUACUUCUGUCUUUAAGGUGACAUUUUUUAUACAGUUAACUUGAAGAAGUUAAAAAGCACGGUCCGAGUGGAGAAAAAGUACCAAAAGCACACCUGUUGUUGUUGCUUGCUUUUAAAUCGUCGCAGCACAUCGCAAUCCUAGCAAACUAUGCAAUAAUUGACUAACGGUUUAGUUCUAUAUUUUGAUUCUAACAGCUGUCUGAGACAGCUGUCCACUUGUCAUUUUCACAGAAAAAAAUAUUUUUGUGAUUGUUAUUUAUGACUCAACCUGUAAGUGUGAUGUGAUGUCAAGUCUGUAUUUGUAUUCAACUUCAACUGAGAGUUUUCUCGAUUUGUUGAUAUCAGACGUUAUCUGCAGUGUAUUAUAGUUUAACAACGAUUACUGUUAUUAUCAGUGAAUAAGUUUGAGGUUUUUUAUUGAAACAUGACUGCAUCACAAGAUAAUCGUCCAGAACUGUACGAAGAAGUCAAACUGUAUAACAAUGCGAGGGAAAGAGAAAAGUACGAUAAUAUGGCAGAUUUAUAUGCAGUUAUUAAUACACUGCAACAGUUAGAGAAGGCCUACAUCAGAGACUGUGUUACUCCAAAAGAAUACACUGGUGCAUGUAGCAAAUUAUUGGUACAGUUCAAGGCAGCCUUUCGACAAGUUAAAGGAGAUGAAUUUCCGUCUGUUGAUGCCUUUGUUAGGAAGUUUAGGGUAAGAAAAGUUUCUCUCUAUCAUUUAUUACCUUCUACUCCUUCCUACGGAGGCCCACAAAUAUUUUUACCAGAGGAGACCAAUCAUUGGCAGGAGAUAACUUUUUGGGAAGGUGUAUCUACAAAAGAGGGAAGGAACAAGGUAGCAAAUUUGUUAUGGAAACAAAGGCCAACCAGAUUCCUGGAUGGGGGGAGUUCACAGCCUUCCAUGUGUUCCCCCACUGUAAUGAUACUUUUGUGUGAUUUGUUUUGCACACCAGAUUGGUGGAAAUAAUUCUGAUGUGCUACUGAAAUUCAACAGGCUCCCUGUUCCUCAUAGUACAAAAUUGACACAAGUGGAAUCUAGGAUAUGUGUCAGUACAUGUUGUAGUAUGGUAAAUAGUAUACUUACUGUUAGGUAUAAAUAUGGUUGUUAGUUUAUAAUAAUAGUAUUGAUACUAGUAUAAGGUAUAGUCAUAUGAAUAUUUCAGUUGGAUUGUCCAGCAGCCUUAGAAAGAAUAAAAGAAGAUAGGCCCAUCACAAUAAAAGAUGACAAAGGCAAUACGAGCAGAUGUAUUGCUGACAUUGUAUCUCUGUUCAUCACAAUUAUGGAUAAACUUCGUUUGGAUAUACGUGCAAUGGAUGAUCUUCAUCCUGAGCUAAGGGAUUUAGUAGACACAAUGAACAGAUUGAGUAUUCUUCCAUCUGAUUUUGAAGGGAAGCAGAAAGUUGGUGAGUGGUUGGCAACUCUAAACUCAAUGCAGGCAUCAGAUGAAUUGUCAGAGUCACAAGUGAGACAAUUGUUGUUUGAUUUGGAGAGCUCUUAUGCUGCUUUUAAUAAGGUUUUACAUAAUGCUGCCUAGGUCUGUUUUAGAUUUUUAUGUAAUUUGUAAGGAUAUCUGUUUAUAUACUAUAGGAUUAUUCAUAAGAAAUUAAAGAAUAAAUAAAUGUUAAACAUAUUACAUCAGUAAAUGCCUUAUUGAAUCAGAAUGUGACAAUAACACUGAACUGAUUGUGGAAUGCAGAAAUGAAGAACAUUGUCAUUACCAUUAAAACCAUAUUCACAUUGUAUACAGCCAGAAGCAGAUCUAAGAUGAUGCGUUGUGCAUUGGGCACUGGACCUGAGUGGGCCCAGGGACUUUGCAGUAGAAAAUAACUAAUGAUUUUUUGAAAGGAUCAUUAUGCUUCUGACCCCAUCUCAAUUCAAUUAUCACCAUACUUCAAGCCCCAGAGAUCUUAGGUCUGCUACUGGAUACAGAUUCUAAAAUGCUUAAUCGCAAAUGAAAUACAUGUGAAAGAAAACAAUAAUUAUGCUUUGUAAUAAUUUAUUCAGUAACUAUUACAUAAAUUAAAAUGACAGA